This is a messenger RNA of Vitis vinifera (wine grape), 3318 nucleotides long. RefSeq names its product receptor-like protein EIX2. The record is from RefSeq and is a predicted model, not a curated record. Gene Ontology annotation, molecular function: protein binding. NCBI's taxonomy places the organism in Eukaryota, Viridiplantae, Streptophyta, Magnoliopsida, Vitales, Vitaceae. Bases 1 to 3318 code for a protein of 1105 amino acids. The transcript has 4 exons.
AUGGGCCCCAAGUUUCCUACAUGGCUACAAACUCAAACAUCUCUUCGGAAUCUGGACAUUUCCAAGUCAGGAAUUGUGGACAUAGCUCCAACAUGGUUCUGGAAGUGGGCUUCACAUAUAGAAUGGAUCUAUCUCUCUGAUAACCAGAUAUCCGGGGAUUUAUCUGGAGUUUGGCUUAACAAUACUAUCAUCUAUUUGAACUCUAAUUGCUUCACCGGUCUGUUACCUGCAGUGUCUCCAAAUGUUACUGUAUUGAACAUGGCCAACAAUUCUUUUUCGGGACCAAUUUCCCAUUUCUUGUGCCAAAAGUUGAAGGGAAGAAGUAAAUUGGAGGCGCUGGACUUGUCAAAUAAUGAUUUAUCUGGAGAGCUUCCUCUGUGUUGGAAGUCUUGGCAGUCUCUGACUCAUGUAAACUUGGGAAACAACAACUUUUCGGGUAAAAUUCCUGACUCCAUAAGCUCUUUAUUUUCACUCAAAGCAUUGCACCUGCAGAAUAAUGGCUUAUCUGGAAGCAUACCCUCAUCCUUGCGAGAGUGCACAUCUUUGGGGCUCCUGGAUUUAAGUGGUAAUAAACUUUUGGGAAAUGUACCAAAUUGGAUAGGAGAAUUGUCAGCUUUAAAAGUUCUCUGUUUAAGAUCUAACAAAUUCAUUGCCGAAAUUCCUUCACAGAUCUGCCAACUUUCUUCUCUUAUAGUAUUGGAUGUUUCAGAUAAUGAGUUGUCUGGAAUUAUACCCAGGUGUUUGAAUAAUUUCAGUUUAAUGGCCGCAAUAGAGACUCCAGAUGACCUGUUUACUGAUUUAGAUAAUUCCAAUUAUGAAUUGGAGGGUCUUGUGUUGAUGACAGUUGGAAGAGAACUUGAGUACAAAGGGAUUCUUAAAUAUGUUAGAAUGGUAGACCUGUCAAGUAAUAAUUUUUCUGGAUCAAUCCCUACUGAAUUAUCACAACUUUUUGGACUACGAUUCUUAAACGUGUCUAAAAAUCAUUUGAUGGGAAGGAUACCGGAGAAAAUUGGAAGAAUGACAUCUUUACUAUCUCUUGAUCUCUCCACAAACCAUCUUUCAGGUGAAAUUCCUCAAAGUCUGGCCGAUUUAACAUUUCUUAAUCGCUUGAACCUAUCAUGCAAUCAAUUUCGGGGAAGAAUUCCUUUAAGCACACAGCUUCAGAGCUUUGAUGCAUUCAGCUACAUUGGCAAUGCCCAACUUUGCGGAGUCCCUCUUACAAAAAAUUGCACAGAAGAUGAUGAAUCUCAAGGUAUGGACACCAUUGAUGAAAAUGAAGAAGGUUCUGAAAUGCGAUGGUUCUACAUUAGCAUGGGACUUGGGUUCAUUGUAGGCUUUUGGGGAGUCUGUGGUGCUCUUUUAUUGAAGAAAAGUUGGAGGCAUGCUUAUUUCCAGUUUCUUUAUGACAUUAGAGACUGGGUAUACGUGGCCGUAGCGAUAAGGUUGAAUUGGUUCCACGACAAUUUGAGGAGGCUGUUGAUGGGCCCCAAGUUUCCUACAUGGCUACAAACUCAAACAUCUCUUCGGAAUCUGGACAUUUCCAAGUCAGGAAUUGUGGACAUAGCUCCAACAUGGUUCUGGAAGUGGGCUUCACAUAUAGAAUGGAUCUAUCUCUCUGAUAACCAGAUAUCCGGGGAUUUAUCUGGAGUUUGGCUUAACAAUACUAUCAUCUAUUUGAACUCUAAUUGCUUCACCGGUCUGUUACCUGCAGUGUCUCCAAAUGUUACUGUAUUGAACAUGGCCAACAAUUCUUUUUCGGGACCAAUUUCCCAUUUCUUGUGCCAAAAGUUGAAGGGAAGAAGUAAAUUGGAGGCGCUGGACUUGUCAAAUAAUGAUUUAUCUGGAGAGCUUCCUCUGUGUUGGAAGUCUUGGCAGUCUCUGACCCAUGUAAACUUGGGAAACAACAACUUUUCGGGUAAAAUUCCUGACUCCAUAAGCUCUUUAUUUUCACUCAAAGCAUUGCACCUGCAGAAUAAUGGCUUAUCUGGAAGCAUACCCUCAUCCUUGCGAGGGUGCACAUCUUUGGGGCUCCUGGAUUUAAGUGGUAAUAAACUUUUGGGAAAUGUACCAAAUUGGAUAGGAGAAUUGUCAGCUUUAAAAGUUCUCUGUUUAAGAUCUAACAAAUUCAUUGCCGAAAUUCCUUCACAGAUCUGCCAACUUUCUUCUCUUAUAGUAUUGGAUGUUUCAGAUAAUGAGUUGUCUGGAAUUAUACCCAGGUGUUUGAAUAAUUUCAGUUUAAUGGCCGCAAUAGAGACUCCAGAUGACCUGUUUACUGAUUUAGAUCAUUCCAAUUAUGAAUUGGAGGGUCUUGUGUUGACGACAGUUGGAAGAGAACUUGAGUACAAAGGGAUUCUUAAAUAUGUUAGAAUGGUAGACCUGUCAAGUAAUAAUUUUUCUGGAUCAAUCCCUACUGAAUUAUCACAACUUUUUGGACUACGAUUCUUAAACGUGUCUAAAAAUCAUUUGAUGGGAAGGAUACCGAAGAAAAUUGGAAGAAUGACAUCUUUACUAUCUCUUGAUCUCUCCACAAACCAUCUUUCAGGUGAAAUUCCUCAAAGUCUAGCCGAUUUAACAUUUCUUAAUCGCUUGAACCUAUCAUGCAAUCAAUUUUGGGGAAGAAUUCCUUUAAGCACACAGCUACAGAGCUUUGAUGCAUUCAGCUACAUUGGCAAUGCCCAACUUUGCGGAGUCCCUCUUACAAAAAACUGCACAGAAGAUGAUGAAUCUCAAGGUAUGGACACCAUUGAUGAAAAUGAAGAAGGUUCUGAAAUGCGAUGGUUCUACAUUAGCAUGGGACUUGGGUUCAUUGUAGGCUUUUGGGGAGUCUGUGGUGCUCUUUUAUUCAAGAAAAGUUGGAGGCAUGCUUAUUUCCAGUUUCUUUAUGACAUUAGAGACUGGGUAUACGUGGCCGUAGCGAUAAGGUUGAAUUGGUUCCGCGACAAUUUGAGGAGGCUGUUGGGCCUAGCAGAUAGAAAGAUGAAUUGGCACAUUGGAUUGGAAAAUAAAAAUGGCAAGUGGCUGGGCCCAUUUGCCGGUCCAGAAGUUCAACGGAUUGACCAGACUGCAAAAGGAAGGGAGAAGGCAGAGCUUUUGGGGGCUGCAGAUGGGACGAGAUACGGCUGGCUUGCGGCAAGAAGAGGGGAACAGAGGGGACAAAAAAGAGAAAAGGAGGAUCCUUUUGAGGGUGCUGGCGGGGGAUCUGCAGAGAGGAAGGGGGUGAGGAAAGCGGAGCAGAGUAGCAGGAGCCAAACCCACGGGUUUUCUGAUUUGUUUUUGGGAAGAAGCCCUCUCAGGUGCGAGCCUCGUAGGUUUUUCUGA